Messenger RNA from Macrosteles quadrilineatus (aster leafhopper), 3491 nucleotides. RefSeq lists its product as uncharacterized. NCBI's taxonomy places the organism in Eukaryota, Metazoa, Arthropoda, Insecta, Hemiptera, Cicadellidae. Gene Ontology annotation, molecular function: mRNA binding; histone pre-mRNA stem-loop binding; zinc ion binding. The transcript is spliced from 5 exons. Bases 167 to 2887 code for a protein of 906 amino acids. Gene Ontology annotation, cellular component: histone pre-mRNA 3'end processing complex; cytoplasm. The record is from RefSeq and is a predicted model, not a curated record. Gene Ontology annotation, biological process: mRNA 3'-end processing by stem-loop binding and cleavage; mRNA transport.
CAGAGUCCACACAACAGGCACGCCGGCACACCGCACAACACAAUAAUUUGAAUUCACAUUCACAUUCGCAACGCAAAUGGGCUUUUGGCGAAUACAAUAGAACCACGUUGUUGUAAUAACGUUAUUUAUUCUAUUGGUCGGCUCAAGCUAUUUGAUUGGGAAUGGAAUGAAUUUGACAAAAACAAACAUGGCUUUAAGUAACUCACCUGGACACUUAGUCUUCAAAAUUGAUGAAAGUAAAAAAUCAUAUGAAAAAUGUUUUCCUGGGCUUAUGUUUUCGAGCUCCGAUAAUCCAGUAAAGAAUUGUGGCCUACAGGAAAAGUUGAGUAAGGCAUUAGAUGAAUUAAAACCUAAAGAUCUUAUUGGAUCUCUAAACAUCACUGACAACAUAGGCGUAAAAGUUAUCAAUGAUCAAGCAGUCACACCAAAAUCGCAAAAACAAAAACCUGAUGUAAAAAGAUGGGCAUCUGUUGUCAAAGCUCAAAAGAAAGUUCAACAUUCAAACGAUCUCGAUGUUAAUGACAAUCACAAUUCAGAAAAUGUAGAAAACAAUUCAGAAAUCUUUGACUGUAUAUUCAAAACUUUCCCGAAAAGCUUUGAGAGCCACAAGAGUUUUUUUGUUAUUAAUGACAAAAUGUUCUAUUGCAACAUCUGCUUGGUGAAUUUGGAUUCUGUUUUGAGCCUUUCGAAUCAUCUGAAAACAAGGAAACACGAAGAUAAAGCCAUAGAGUAUUUUAAAACUAAAAUGCCCACACAUCUCCAUCAUAUCAUGGAAUUUGUGUCUUUUUAUGGAUCUAGUUUAUGCUGUAACUUAUGUCAUUGCGACAUACCUAUGUCGUCCUUAAAUCCACAUGAGACGAUUGUGAACAUUAUAGCUCACAACAACGAUGACUCUCACAUCAGCAAGAAGGUGAACCAUGACACAGGCAGCAGUACCGAGACAGUCUUACAGGCACUCUCUGCAUCCUCUGAUAUCAUCAAGGAAAAUUUGCAUUUUGUUGAAAGCAGAGUAGUGCCAGAGUUCAGAUGCCAGCUUUGCAAAGUAAAGAUACCGUUUGAAGAUAAUCAAGAAGUACUAUCCCAAAACUUUGUCAUGCACAUGAAAAGUCAGGGUCACAUUAAGAACCAAAAAGCUGUUGAAGUGCUCAGACUAUUCGGAGAAGCCAGCAUCGCUGGUAAAGACAACUGGGUUGUAGUCAACGGAAGUAUAAUGUGUACAUACUGCAAUAAGGAGUUUGAAACCAACUUGCAGCAGUUGGUAUCUCAUGUGAACGAAAUGGAACAUGCAGCCAAUGUGUUGUUCAAGCUCAAUAUCAAUUCAAAUUUUAACAAGGUUUCAGAAAAGAGCACUGUGCAGGAAAACAUAAUGAAUGAAGCAAAAUCUAUUGUUUUAAAAAAUAAGGGUGAUGGUGAUGGUGAUCAACCCAAGCUAGGGGGUAGUAGGCUGAAGGAACUGCUUAGCACCAUGCCACCUGCCCUUAGAGACGUUGACUAUGUUAUAGAAAAUGAAAAGGGCAGUGUCACUUGUCUGAUAUGUAACCGUGUCGUGCCUCCUAGCACAUACAAUCUCAGGACACACCUUCUGGGAAGCAAACACAAAACCAACAUGGAAACGAGAGCACCUGCUCCAAAAGUAAACAAAGAAUCAAACAAAGCUGUGUUUGAAGCAUCUAGACCAGUCGCGAAACUAGAAGCUAAAAACGGUGAUCAUAACUCUAAUGUACCUUCAAGGCCGAUGAAUAUAGCAUCUAUUGUUUCAAAUAAGUUUGGCUAUGUUUUGAAGAAGGAUAACUUUUCCGUGAUGUGUAUGCUGUGUCAAUUCUCAGGACCCAGUCAUAGUUUUGAGACUGAGCAUCUCAUGAGCAGUGAGCAUAAGAAGAGAGAAAAUGAAUGGCUUAAAAACUGUCCGGGCUGUUCUUCAACAAAUCCUUUCACAUUUAAAGUUCUGACAGCUCUACCAACCAGUAUUAGAACAUACAAGUGUCGUCGAAUGGAAACAAUUCCGGCCAGUGUCCUCAAUCAUUUGUACUCUUUGCUUUUGGAUGAAAACCAAUUGGUUAAGAACAAUGAAAAAGUCAUCGUCAAGAAUGUGGAUGGAAAACAUUGUUACUGUAAACUAUGCAAGACCUUGAUACCAUUGUCUUUGGAUCUGGAUAUUCUUGAAAACAAUUUAGUGGACCACUUCAAGGGGAAACGGCAUGAAGGCUUCACUACGAAGCAAAAAAGUACAAAGGAUGCUUCUACUUCACCUAAUGUCGCCAGAUCUUUAUUUGAGCUUCCGGAAAAUUUGGAAAAGUUGCCCAAAAAUUCAAAAGUCUUCAAUUUUGAUGAAUUUUCAAGAUUGAUGAGUAAGGAUUCUGAGAAAAAAACAUCGGAAGACGAAAUAAAAUCAUGUGAGGAGAAUGUGCUUGGAAGUAAAUCUGAGGAAGGACAGAAUCAAAAUGACAGCCAGAAUGAAAAACAAGAGGCCAUUGCAGAUUCAAUCACAGGAAAAGUAAACAAUGUAUUUGUGUUUGGCAAAGAAGACAGCAACAACGUGGCUUUAAAAGAUUCUGAGGGUGGCAGUGACAAAAUAAAAAGCCACAACUCAAAAGCCCUGCCUGUAGGCAGUUGGGGCCGUCUGGUUAAGUUUGAAGAGGAAACUAGUGAAGAUGUAUUGAAGCGGCGACAGAAACAGAUUGAGUACGGGAAGAACACAGCGGGAUACGCUCGCUACUGCAGUCUGGUCCCUCGGCGCAAGAGAAGCUGUGGCCAUCCGGUCACACCGCCUAGGCAUCUCCGUUGUAGCCGGCGUACUUGGGACGGUAUGAUACAUGCAUGGAGACGCCAACUUCAUGCUUGGGAUCCUCCAUCGACUGUGGAAUCUGACAUUCGUCCUCUCGACUGAUUUCAUCAUAAUUUUCUUUCUUAACUUAUUUGUUAUAUUGACUUUCUAGUUCUAUACAGACUUUCUUAAUUUAUUUGUUAAAACAGUCCUGAGGCAAUACUCCAAAGGUUUCUUAAACAUUGUUAAAUUCAUAGUUUUGAAAGAGAAAUAUUUUUGCAUGAGACUCUGGAAAGGUUGGACGCACUUUUUUCAAAUUUGUAUUGAAUGUUUCCUUAAUGUAGAUAAUUCACUUAUACGUAUGAAUUUAAAUAGGUAUUUUUUUAUAAUUUUAAUGAUCUGAACUAUUUGGACAAACGUGUAUUCUUAUUGCCUAGUUCUAUAAUCUAUGUAAUGUUAAACAUCAAUAUGUAUACACUUUUAACAAUGAUCUAUUUUAACGAUGAAGUCUAUGAUUAUUUUUGAUAAACAAUAUUCUUAAGUAUCGUUAAGUUUUGGUAUUUCAUAGCUUAGAGGUAUUUUUUGUGAUUAUUCCUAUUUGGUGGUUUUGAUUUUUUACAUUGACGUUAUUUAUAUGACUGAGUGAACAAGACUGAUAUUUUUUGCCUUUAUUUGUUGAUUUGUAUUGUUGCAAGUGAAUUUUGCUCAAUUAUAAUUCAUGCAUGUU